Messenger RNA from Penicillium salamii, 1398 nucleotides. The record is from the annotation of a GenBank genome assembly. Lineage: Eukaryota; Fungi; Ascomycota; Eurotiomycetes; Eurotiales; Aspergillaceae.
AUGCCGUCCAAACAGACAUCGAUCCCAACCUCGCACAGGCCUAUGCAAGGACAAAAGUUGGUCUUCCGGGUCCCAAACUACAAACAGAAAACACUCCCAGAGGGUGGGCCCGAGGAAACCUCCGGUCAAGUCUAUCAUGCCCGCAGGUCCCAUCGGAAAUCCCGCGCUGGAUGUGUGAACUGCAAACAACGCCGAGUCAAGUGUGAUGAAGCCAAGCCUCAUUGUAUCCGGUGCCAGAAACACGGCGUUGGAUGUGAAUACACGGGAAAGCCAAUCCAACAUUCAAAAACGAACAACAACAUCGUGUCUGAGUUUAUUAAAACAAAUCCCGAGCUAAUAUCGAUUGAAUCUUUGGCAUCAUCGGUUUCUCUCAUGAUGGUUUCUGACAAACUCAGCGAAUUGCUACGCCCACCCGGUUCGGGCAAGCUGCUUCCAAAGGAGCUCACUGAUGCGUCAGCGGUGCAUCGUACAAUGCAGGCCUUGAAUCAUUUCCAUAGAGGCCCAGCCUUCUCAGAUGAAAGUCCAGACCCCGUCCGGGUGGUGAUGGGGAAAAUGGUCGGACUUGCCUUCGAAACCCCCUUCCUCAUGCAUUCUAUAAUAGGAGCAGCAACGACACACCUCUGCACUCUGCUCCCAGACAACAAAGAGUACCGGAUCGCAGAAGCAUACCACUGGCAACAGACAAUAAACCAAUACUCGAUGGCUGUCUCAAUGCCCGUAACACGUCAGAACAUGGACAAGCUUUACUCUGCCUGCAUGAUGAUAAGCAUGCACUCUUUUCUUCAAGAGAAAUUCAGCCCACGCACCUCCUUCGUCUUCUCUGCAGACCCAGCAGCCCUGAACUGGCUCCGGUUACAGGGUGGCCUACGCUAUCUCCUACAGCAAGCAUCGCAAUGGCUUCCAGAAAGCAUGUGGUGGACUGUAUUCAUGAAGUCACGGGAUCCGAAUAUCGAUUUCGAGGAUAAGCGAUCUGGUCGUGUUGGUCUUGAUCCGGACUUGGCGGAUCUUUGCGGCAUCACAGAGGAUACAACUGUUGAGUCGAGUCCUUUGUUGUGGCCGUUGCGUAUGUUGACGGGUCUAUUACCGCUUGAGCGCGGAACGGUCAGUUUUCAGAAAUAUAAUACUUGGAUGGGGAGGAUUGAGAAUCCAUUCUUUGAAUGUUUGUGCAGGAAGGAUACUGCUGCAUUGGUUUUGUUGGCUUGGUGGCUUGGACUGAUGUGCUAUGUUGAGGAAUGGUGGGUUGAGAUGAGGGUUCGCUCGGAGUGUACUGCAAUUUGCAUGGCAUUAGAGGAUAGCUCUGAUCCCCUUGUCUUGAAGAUGUUGGAGUUUCCGGCUUCAUGUUGUGGGUAUCUGCUGCGACAUGAGCAGGAACGGGCAGAGGUUUUGGAACUGGGUUGA